Messenger RNA from Lathyrus oleraceus (garden pea), 765 nucleotides. RefSeq lists its product as uncharacterized. Bases 1 to 765 code for a protein of 254 amino acids. The transcript has 2 exons. The record is from RefSeq and is a predicted model, not a curated record. NCBI's taxonomy places the organism in Eukaryota, Viridiplantae, Streptophyta, Magnoliopsida, Fabales, Fabaceae.
AUGGGAGAAGAAGAAAAGAUUGUAGGUUAUGUCUCGAAGGUGCAUACUCAUGUCCAUCUCAUGAAAGGUUAUGGUGAAACCCUAACUGAUAAGAUGAUAGUUGAGAAGGUACUGUGUACGUUGACCUCAUACUUUGAUCAUGUUAUCAUAGCCAUUCAAGAAUCCAACAAUCUUGAAACUAUGAAACUUGAAGAUUUGGUUGGUUCGUUGGAGACAUGGAAGAAACAUGGUAGUUCUAACAAGUUAAAGGGUAAAAGAGACAAGAAUCAGAGUAAGAAGUCUUGGUCGAACCCUCAAAAGCAUAAGGUCAAUGAUAGGACUUCUGAAUCCUCCAAAAGAUGUGAAGGAAACUCGUAUCAGAAAAAAAGAAGAGAAAAAGGUGUCAAGUGCUAUAACUAUGAAAAAUGGGGUCACUUGGCUAAGAAUUAUUGGUACAAGAAAGACAAUGGAGCGAUAACAGGCAAGAAUGAAGGAGUAAACCUUGCAAGCCAAGAUUCAGAUUAUUCUGAAGAUAUGGUGAAUAUGGUUGCAGUUGCAGAUGACCAUGUUGACUCCAAAAUAUGGUUCCUCGACAUAGGUUGCUCAAAUCACAUGACUGGUAGGAAAGUGUGGUUGACAGAUUUCGACGAGUCGAAGAAGAACAAGGUCAAACUUGCAGAUAAUAGCUCGUUGCAAGCAGAAUGUACUAACAACAUAGUCACUCAAAGGAGCAAUGAAUCAAAAGUUAUGAUCAAAGAUGUACUCUAUGUACCUGGAAUGAAGUGA